Molecule: messenger RNA, 1314 nt
Organism: Gavialis gangeticus (Gharial)
Lineage: Eukaryota; Metazoa; Chordata; Crocodylia; Gavialidae
Gene: B4GALT2
Product: beta-1,4-galactosyltransferase 2
Exons: 6
Coding region: 89-1204 (371 amino acids)
Biological process (GO): carbohydrate metabolic process
Molecular function (GO): glycosyltransferase activity
Source: RefSeq, a predicted model, not a curated record
CCGUGUUUUGUCUGGCAGGAUCAGCGUUGACCAGAGCUGCCCCUGCACUUGGGGCACAUGCCCACCCGCCCGUGCCCGCACCUGGAAGAUGACCAGGCUGCUACUGGGGGUGACGCUGGAACGCGUGUGCAAGGCUGUGCUGCUGCUGUGCUUGCUGCACUUUGCCGUCACCGGGGUGCUCUACUUCGACGUCUAUGCGCGCCACCUUGACUUCUUCAGCCACUUCAAUAGCCGCAACGCCUCCCACGCCCCCCACGCCGGCGCCAACGCCAGCGCUGUCCGGCCCCGCAGCACUGCUCCCAGCUGCGGCCCGCCCUCGCCCAGCCUCCGGCCGGACGCCAACCACACUGCCACCCUCCCACCCCUGCUGCCCUGCCAAGACAUGCCGCCUGGCUUAGUGGGGCGUCUCCUCAUCGAGUUCAGCUCACCCAUGAGCAUGGAGCGGGUGCAGCGGGAGAACCCCGAGGUGCGGGCAGGCGGGCGGUACGUGCCCCCCGACUGCCAGCCUCGCCAGAGGGUGGCCGUGCUGGUCCCCUUCCGGCACCGCGAGCACCACCUCAAGUACUGGCUGCACUACCUGCACCCCAUCCUGCGCCGCCAGAAGGUCGCCUACGGCAUCUACGUCAUCAACCAGUACGGUGAGGACACGUUCAACCGGGCCAAGCUGCUGAACGCCGGGUUCCUGGAGGCGCUGCGGGACGACCCCGAGUACGACUGCUUCAUCUUCAGCGACGUGGACCUGGUGCCCAUGGACGACCGCAACCUGUACCGCUGCUACGAGCAGCCCCGGCACUUCGCCAUUGCCAUGGACAAGUUUGGCUUCCGGCUGCCCUACGCCGGCUACUUCGGGGGUGUCUCCGGCCUCAGCAAGUCCCAGUUCCUGAAGAUCAACGGCUUCCCCAACGAGUACUGGGGCUGGGGCGGUGAAGACGACGACAUCUUCAACCGGAUCUCGCUAAAUGGCAUGAAAGUGUCGCGGCCUGACGUGCGCAUCGGGCGCUACCGCAUGAUCAAGCAUGAGCGCGACCGGCACAACGAGCCCAACCCCCAGAGGUUCACCAAGAUCCAGAACACGAAGCUGACGAUGCGCCGGGACGGCAUCAGCUCGCUGCAGUACCGGCUGGUGGAGGUGUCGCGCCACCCGCUCUACACCAACGUCACGGUGGACAUUGGCAAGCCGCCCCCGCGCCCGGCCCGCGGAUAGCGCCGCUGGAGCCCGGGCACCGCACCCGUGCCUGGCCCUGCCCUGCCCCACUCUCGGGGCGCUCGGACACUGCAGGGCCUGGCCCCAGCCGAGGGCACGCACAGACCCGG